Messenger RNA from Cyprinodon tularosa, 2929 nucleotides. RefSeq names its product autophagy related 4C, cysteine peptidase (gene atg4c). The transcript has 11 exons. NCBI's taxonomy places the organism in Eukaryota, Metazoa, Chordata, Actinopteri, Cyprinodontiformes, Cyprinodontidae. The record is from RefSeq and is a predicted model, not a curated record. Bases 293 to 1720 code for a protein of 475 amino acids. Gene Ontology annotation, molecular function: protein-phosphatidylethanolamide deconjugating activity.
CGAGAUCACAUGACUGCUCCACAUUACUUCCUCAAAGCGUAAACAUUAGUUACUCGCAGAAGAGCGUAAAGUUGUUCAGCAGGUUAAGAAGGCAGUGUUCCAUGUGUUAUGAUACCAUGCUAUGUUUAAACUUGGAGAGAAAUGGAGCGCGUCCGUGACGGGAAAACGGCAUUGUAUUGAUGACGUGUUGAGGUAGCGAUUCGUAGUGGCUAAAUGUGUGAAUAUUUUCUCUUGCAUUAAGGUCAGGGUGGUGUUGCUGUGUGGGAAUGGGUGCUUUCUCUAGCUGCUUCAAAUGGAGAGUAAAGGGAGCGACGAGGUGGAAAAACUGAAGACAAAGUUUAUGUCAGUUUGGAACAACGUGAAGUACAGUUGGGCUCUCAAAUCCAAAACUUCAUUCAGUAGAAACUCCCCAGUGUUUCUUUUGGGGAAGUGUUAUCAUUUUAAAGCAGAAGAUGAAGACUGUCCCUCUAAAGACUGCCAUGAAGGCUCUGAUGAGGACUUUGUUAUGGGGAACGUUGAGGCUUUCAGAAGGGACUUUGCAUCUCGUGUAUGGCUGACGUACCGGGAAGAUUUCCCUCCACUGCCAGGCAGCACGCUGACCUCGGACUGUGGCUGGGGCUGCAUGCUCAGGGCUGGACAGAUGAUGCUGGCCCAAGCUCUAGUUCUGCACUUGUUAGGCAGAGACUGGACUUGGUCGGAGGCGCUGACACUGCAGCCUUUAGAUGCAGAGACACGCACCACCACAGCUGCCAAGCGUCUCGUCGCCACCCUGGAGGCUUCACUGCAAGGGACUCCAAAGAGUUCUGAGAGCGGACCCACUUUUGUGCCUCAAGCCCAGGCAUCUGGAUCGGCAGAGGAAGCAGAUGCACAUUUAAAGGAGAUGUACCACCGAAACCUGGUGUCCUGGUUUGGGGAGGGCUCCUCAGCUCCGCUGGGGCUGCACAGACUGGUUCACUUAGGAUUGACGAUGGGAAAACAGGCAGGGGACUGGUACGGUCCGGCUGUGGUGGCACACAUCUUUAAGAAAGCUGUCAAGGAAGCAACGGACCCUGGCUUGGCGGGUAUAACUGCCUACGUUUCCCAGGACUGCACAGUGUACAGUUUUGAUGUCAUGGACUGCCACAAAGCACCAAGAGCAGGAGAAACCUCUGACGCGACACCAGAGAAGCCUCCACCAUCACUGCCCACACUGCCGGAGGACCGGGCCGUCAUCAUCCUCGUCCCUGUGAGGCUGGGUGGAGAAAGGACAAACCCAGAAUAUUUUGACUUUGUAAAGAGCAUACUGAGUCUGGAGUACUGCAUAGGAAUCAUUGGUGGGAAGCCCAAGCAGGCCUGCUACUUUGUUGGAUUUCAAGAUGACAGCUUGAUUUACAUGGACCCUCAUUACUGUCAGUCUUUUGUGAAUGUCAGCACCAGCGAUUUCCCUCUCCAGUCCUUUCAUUGCCCCUCUCCAAAAAAGAUUCCUUUCAGCAAACUGGAUCCCAGCUGCACUAUUGGUUUCUACUCUAGAAGUUCUCAAGAAUAUGAGAGAAUCAAGGUGGAGCUGUCCAAGUUGCUGCAGCCCUCACUGAAGGAGAAAUACCCAGCGUUCACUUUCGUGGAAGGUCGCAGCGCAGAUUACGACCUGUCGGCCGGCCUGAACACGGAGAGGCGGGAAUGGCCUUUCAUUCGGGACACGCGCAGAACCGUCACCACAGCUGGAGACUUUGUGCUGCUUUGAAAGCCCGGUUUGAUGGUUCAACGAAUCUUCUCUCAUAACGAUUCUAAUUGCUUAAAUUCAUGGCAUCAUGCAGUGCAUUCAUGACAGUGUUAGGAUUCAGUAGUUUACUGACUCAGUUUUCACAUCCCAGAAACAUUAAUCCUAAACAAAACAGAUUUGGUCUGGCAAUAAGAGCACUGGAUUAUUUGUGGAAAGUUAUUUAACAUUAUGUGUUGAUCUACUGAAUCUAAAUUCAUAAUAUUAAGUAUCUAUUUUGUCGUCAACAUAUUCAUGGGGGCUCAGAAAAUUAACUCUACAGUUCAUUAUUAUUAUAUAAAUAUGUUUUUCUUGUUGUUAUAAAUGAGACCCAAUAUGUUUAUUUUGUUAUUUGUUUUUGAUGAAGGGUACUUUUAAAGAGAUAUUUGUAUAAAUAUCACUAGGUCACAAACUUUCAAAACCAACAGUUUUACACAGUAGUGCCAGAAAUAAGGGCUACAACAUAUAUUUUUUAGACUUUCUAUGAUAAGCAUCACUUCUAUAAAUAGUAAAUCAUAAUGUACUAAACUAAAACAGUGGCACAGCUUGACUUGACGUCCUUAAUUUGUUUUAAUUUAACAAACAAAAACACUAAAUUGUAUCCAAUGGCACUAUCUUAUUGGUCAAAGUCUAAUGUGUGUUUGGUUGCAGACUAUUUUUUUUUUUUUUUAAGAAAAAUGUUCCAAAAGUUAAAACUUCCAAUGAGAGUGAAUAACCUGUACUCAGAUUACAAUAUGGCCGCCUUACAUUUAAAGCUCAUACAUUGCAAUAGUGAAAAAAAAUGGUUAACUAAGAUGUGAAUCUCAUUAAUAAUUUUAAACUCAAAGCUUUGUAAAGUAUGAAAAAAAAAACUUAUUAGUAUCUGAUAAUGCCAUUACAAAUUAAUAUGAUGGCUAAGAAAAACACCUGAUUUUAACACUGAAAAUUUGAAUAUUUCAGGUUUAUUAAACAUGAUUGUUGGGUUUGGUUUCAUAACUUAAUCCAAUUUUCCAAACGGGCCAGGGCAAUAACUGCUUAAAUAACGUUUUUGUUAUCAUCUAGCAAUAAACGCAUAAAAUAUGCUUUAUCGUGAUCAUUUUUCUAAGAUGGCUUAUUUGUGAAACCGACCCAGGCUUUAGAAACCACUGAUCUAGAUCACUGACCAUAUAUUUUGCCUUAGAUCAACUCCUUAAACAUUACAGUUUUCCUUGUCUG